GAUUUGCUUGGUUAUUGAUUCAGGUGCAGAGGAGAAGCAACGGAAAAAGAUGGAACGAAGAGUAAUGAACGAGGCGGCGGUGGAAGAAAUCGCGGCGAGGCUUUCCUCUCUCGAAGACCUCUACUUCCCACGCGCCGUUCAAUCAACCACUGCUUCUUCCGACCAACGUAAAUCCAUUCUCCUAGACCUUCUCCGUCGUGAUCCCGCCGUUUUCCUCGAGCGUUAUGGAUCGCAGCUGAGUGUAGACGAAUUGCUCGAGUUCGAUGCUUUAAAACACGACUACGAGGUUGAUUGGCACUUGAAGAGCCUGAGGAAGAAGAUAAGUCCGACCUCAGAGGAGCUGAGAUCGAGGUCUGUAGCUGUGAGGAACAGGAGGCUGGCUUUCUUGAACAAGCUUGUAUCGGAAGGACAGUAUUUCUCCGAGGAUGCUAUGAGAGACAGAGAGCCGUAUCUGCACCACGAGUAUGUCGGGAAGUUUCAGGAUUCGUUGGGUAGGAACAUGGCUAGGCCUGGGGAACGUUGGUCAGAGACGUUGAUGAGACGGGCUGAGGAGGCUGCGUUGGUUUCUAGGAUUAGGGAGGAGCAGCAGAGGUUGGGUGUUGCUGAGUGUGAUUGGGUUGGUGGUAAUGAGAAGAUGGAGGAGUCUGAAGAUGAAUCGGAACAAGAAGAAGUGGAAACUGAAGACGAAGAAGUAGAAGAAGAGGAAAAGCCGGCAGGAGCUAGCUCAAGCCUUGCAGAGGCGGGUAGAGAAGAGAACAAGCAGGGAUCAGUUUUACCGGUGGAGGAGAUGCAAGAGAUGAUGGAUCAGUUCACAUCAAUCAUGCAGCAGAAGUUCUUAUCAGGAGAAGAUCAUGAGCAUUUGGAUUACACAAAGAUAGACAAUGACGAGAAUCUUGAUGAUCAUUGGCUUCGAGAGGUUGGCCUUGACGCUGAAGAGAAGUACUUUGGUGACGAUGACUAAUGGACCACAGUCGAACUCCCUGCUCUUUUUGUAAGAUGUGAUAUCUCCUCUCCCUUUCUAUUUCUCUCUUUAUAGAAGAAAAUACUGAUUGUUGGUAUUAGAUAGCGAGAGUAUCAGUAUCUUGUGAUAAAGAGUUAUUUCAUCUUUGGUAGGAAAGCUUAUGAAAAGUUCCAAACACCAAAAUAAUAACAUUUGGGUGGUUUUGGUUUUGGUUGAGAGAUUGUCUUUAAAUCUCUCUAUGUAUAGUAUUUACUGUUUUUUUUUCCGUUGGUCAAGAAGUAUUUUGUUUGAAUUGAGUUAGUGUGUGGGUUUUAGUCAAUGUGGAGAUGCAGGCUUGAGAAUCCCAUGAAAACGAAUGUUUUAAAAA
Molecule: messenger RNA, 1328 nt
Organism: Raphanus sativus (radish)
Lineage: Eukaryota; Viridiplantae; Streptophyta; Magnoliopsida; Brassicales; Brassicaceae
Exons: 3
Coding region: 50-961 (303 amino acids)
Source: RefSeq, a predicted model, not a curated record